AUGCUGCGGAGUGCAAACGACGAGCUCGGUUCCCAGCUGCGACGUUUUUGGGAAGUGGAACAACUACCUCCCACUUCCAUGUUGACCCAGGCGGAGUUGGCGUGCGAGGAAAUCUUCCGGGACACGUAUGGCCGAACCGAGGACGGGCGUUACAUGGUGCGCCUACCGCUGCGAGCGGACCCUCGACUCGAGUUAGGCGACUCAGAGCGAAUAGCGCGGGCGGCACUUCUGCGUCUGGAGCGUCGUCUCGCGACCCAGCCGGAAUUACGGGCUGCGUACAUCCACUUUAUGGACGAGUAUGAGCGGCUAGGACACAUGACUCCUGCUCAGUCCGUUCCAGGGGAGGCACAGUUCUGUAUCCCGCACCACGCGGUCGUGAAAACAUCGGACCGGCCCCUAAAGAUUCGAGUCGUAUUCAACGCCUCGCAACCCUCCGCCUCGGGCCGUUCACUGAAUGAUCUGCUGCAUGUGGGACCUCGACUGCAGAGCCCCUCCGAUCCGAUCCUCGCCUACCGCCUCAACACGGUCACGUACAGGACGGCCAGUGCUCCGUACCUGGCCCUUCGGGUCCUGCGACAGCUCGCUCAGGAUGAGCAGAACGCGUGGCCUCGAGCUGCAGAACUCAUCCGCGCAAACACUUACGUGGACGACAUCCUGGCGGGAGCGGAUAGCGAGGCCGAUGCUCAGGCUCUCCAAAGGGAGCUCAUAAACCUUCUGAGGGCGGGCGGCUUCAGCCUCCGAAAAUGGGCCUCCAACUCGGCGGUUGUACUGGAGUCCGUAUGCGAGGAGGAUCGAGAGCCGCUGAUACAGAUACGCGACAGAGAUGCGGUCGGAGCUCCUAUCCUCGGAGUCCACUGGUUGCCGCUGCCCGACUCUCUGUGCUACGCGGUGAACCAGGAGGAGUCAAGUCCGUUGACGAAACGCGGGAUCCUGUCGACCACCGCGCGCUUGUUCGACCCCAUGGGAUGGAUCAGCCCGGUCAUCGUUCGAGGCAAAAUACUCCUCCAGGAGUUGUGGUUGGCCGGGGUUGACUGGAAUCAACCUUUAUCUCCCACCAUGGUGGAGCGGUGGCAAUUGUUACGCGGGGAGCUGGCGGAUCUCCACGCGAUCCGAAUACCUCGCUGGGUCGGUUGGUCUCCCAACAUUGAGGCGGAGUUACACGGAUUCUCCGACGCCUCCGAGAGAGCCUACGCGGCGGCAAUAUACCUCGUGACGAGGCCCCGGGACGGGCCGGCGGCAGCGAGCUUGCUGUUCCCAAAGACCCGGGUGUCCCCAGUGUGCUGCUGGACGGACUCUACCGUGGCCCUUGCGUGGAUCCGCGGCCACCCGUCCCGUUGGAGCUCCUUUGUUGCCAAUCGCGUCGGGGCGAUACACGAAAUGAUUCCGGGUGCCCGUUGGGGUCAUGUAUCGACGGUAGACAAUCCAGCGGAUGCCGCCACCAGUGGACUGUCGCCAGCAGCACUGCGCAGCCACGACAUAUGGUGGGGGGGUCCCACGUGGCUGUUGCUCCCGGAGGACCGUUGGCCAAAACGGGAGCCCCCGUUGAUGACGGCGCCGGAGGAACGCCGCGUCGUGCACGCCGCCACGGUGGCCUUACCUGAGUGGGACGGGUUGAUAAGGGCGUCCUCAUAUCGGAGGGCCCUUCACGUAAUGGCCUAUGUGCUCCGCGUAGUCACGAGGAGCGCCGGCUCUGCGGUAGGACUGACUGCCUCCGAGCUCCGACGCGCGGAGAUACGCCUUAUACGGCUGAGCCAGGAGGGAUUCUUCGACCACGAGAGACGUUGCGCACAGAGCGGCUUGCGCCUUCCCCGCGACAGCUCGUUGCGGACACUGUGCCCGGUACUGGAUCAAGAAGGAUUGUUACGAGUGGGCGGCCGGCUGGCAUCCGCCCAACUGCCGGUAGACGAGCGUUGCCCAAUUGUCCUGCCCCGACAAUCACACUUCACGACCUUACUUGUUAGGGAUAUCCACGAGCGCACGCUCCAUGGGGGUACCCAGCUCACGCUGGCCACGCUGCGCGAGCGUUUCUGGGUGCCAGCCGGUCGAGCCUUUGUCAGAGGGCUGCUCCACCGCUGCGUCGUCUGUACUCGGCAUCAGGCGCGACCCAUGCAACCAAUGAUGGCUCCUUUGCCUAGGGACCGUGUCGUCCCCACGGCGCCAUUUAACGUCGCCGGAGUGGACUACGCCGGGCCGGUCUCGUUGACUGCUUCGCGGGGCCGGGACCGACGCGCCUUUAAGG
Molecule: messenger RNA, 2239 nt
Organism: Odontomachus brunneus
Lineage: Eukaryota; Metazoa; Arthropoda; Insecta; Hymenoptera; Formicidae
Exons: 3
Source: RefSeq, a predicted model, not a curated record